This is a messenger RNA of Cariama cristata (Red-legged seriema), 337 nucleotides long. RefSeq names its product RING finger protein 121-like. Gene Ontology annotation, molecular function: metal ion binding; ubiquitin protein ligase activity. NCBI's taxonomy places the organism in Eukaryota, Metazoa, Chordata, Aves, Cariamiformes, Cariamidae. The transcript is spliced from 2 exons. Gene Ontology annotation, cellular component: Golgi membrane; endoplasmic reticulum membrane. The annotation marks the transcript as partial. The record is from RefSeq and is a predicted model, not a curated record.
GGUGGAGCAUGCACGGAUGCAUGCCAAGCACCGUGGUCACGAGGCUAUGCAUGCCGAAAUGGUCCUCAUCCUUAUCGCCACGCUAGUGGUGGCACAGCUCCUGUUGGUUCAGUGGAAACAGAGGCACCCUCGCUCCUACAACAUGGUGACCCUCUUCCAGAUGUGGGUAGUGCCUCUGUACUUCACGAUCAAGUUGUACUGGUGGCGGUUCCUGGUAAUCUGGGUGCUCUUCUCGGCAGUCACAGCUUUUGUCACCUUCAGGGCAACUCGAAAACCUCUGGUACAGACAACGCCCAGGUUAGUAUACGUGUUCCUGGGAAAACUCCUCAGCCCCAGG